Molecule: messenger RNA, 2482 nt
Organism: Spea bombifrons (plains spadefoot toad)
Lineage: Eukaryota; Metazoa; Chordata; Amphibia; Anura; Pelobatidae
Gene: HHIPL2
Product: HHIP like 2
Exons: 9
Coding region: 1-2412 (803 amino acids)
Source: RefSeq, a predicted model, not a curated record
AUGACUACUCAAGGACGGGUCGGAGUGGUGCGCACGGAGCGCUCUACCAGAUUCUUUCUUGGAAUUGCCUUCUACCUGUUUAUCUCCAGCGCAGGUAGAGCUUCGGGUCACCCCCAAUGUUUGGAUUAUGGACCUCCUUUUAAACCUGCCUCCCACUUGGAGUUUUGUUCUCAAUAUGAGAACUUUGGAUGCUGUGAUCAGGAGAAAGAUAACGCCGUAGCUGAGAAAUACUGGACUGUCAUGGAUUCCUUUGAUCUUGAAGCGCAAACACAAUGCGGGAGCUACGUUAAAAACAUAUUAUGCCAGGAGUGCUCUCCCUAUGCCGCUCAUUUAUAUGAUGCUGAAGACCCUUAUACGCCACUCAGGAUCCUCCCCGGCCUCUGCUUCAACUACUGUUCCGAGUUCUACAUGAAAUGCCACGGUACCAUCCCGUUUCUGACGGAUGACCACCACAUCCAGGAAGCCUAUCGGAUGGAUGAAGUCAGCUUUUGUAAUUUGCUUAGUUUACCAGACCCCGACUACUGCUUCCCAGAUCUCAUCGAGAAAACAGACCUGAAUUACAAACUUGGAUCCGUGGUGGAGGAUCCAGAAGGCUGCCUAAAACUGUGUCUCAUGGAAGUUGCUAAUGGAUUGCGUAAUCCUGUCCUGAUGCUUCAUGCUAACGAUGGCACUCACCGAAUGUUUGUGGCAGAGCAGCUUGGGUUCGUCUGGGUCUACUUACCGGACGGCAGGAAACUGGAAGAGCCCUUCCUAAACAUUAGGGAGUCCGUUGUGACCACUCCUUGGUACGGAGAUGAAAGGGGUUUCCUUGGAAUGGCUUUCCAUCCAAAAUUCCAGAGCAACGGGAAGUUCUAUGUCUAUUACUCCACUAUUGAUGAAAACUAUGUCGAAAAGGUCCGAAUUAGCGAGCUCCAAGUAUCAUCACAAGACAUGAAUAAAGCAGACCCGCUUUCAGAAAGGUAUCUUCUGGAGAUAGAAGAACCAGCUCCAAAUCACAACGGAGGACAAAUACUUUUUGGGGUUGAUGGAUACCUCUACAUAUUCACAGGGGAUGGAGGCUUAAAUGGCGACCCCUCCGGAUUAUUUGGAAACGCGCAAAACAAGAGCGCCUUGCUCGGUAAAGUUCUCCGUAUAGAUGUAGACAGAAAGCCUAUCGAUGGAAAGCCCUAUGGAAUCCCGCCGGAUAACCCAUUCGUAUCGGAUCGUUACGCCAGACCGGAGGUUUACGCAUAUGGGGUUAGAAAUAUGUGGAGAUGUUCUGUGGACCAAGGAGACCCUCUCACCGCAAAAGGACGAGGGAGAAUAUUUUGCGGUGACGUUGGACAAAGUCGAUACGAAGAAGUUGAUAUCAUUCAUAAAGGGGGAAACUAUGGCUGGAGGGCCAAAGAAGGACUGGAAUGCUUCGACAUAAUGCUUUGUUUAAAUGCCUCUUUAAAGGACGUCCGACCAAUAUUUGCUUAUGGCCAUAGUGUUGGAAAAUCGGUGACGGGUGGCUAUGUCUACCGAGGCUGCGAAUAUCCGAAUCUCAACGGCAUCUACAUUUUUGGAGAUUUCAUGAAUGGCUGGCUCAUGGCAUUGCAUGAAGAUGAGAGUACAAACCAGUGGGUAAAACAAGACAUUUGCAUGGGAGAUAACACAGUCUGUGCUUUCCCAAAUCUGAUCAACAACUACAAGAAGUUCAUAAUCUCAUUUGCAGAAGAUGAAGCAGGGGAAUUGUAUUUUUUGGCCACGUCUGAUCCAGGUUCACUUAGUCCAAGAGGAUCCAUUUAUAAAUUUAUAGAUCCCUCGAGGAGAGCACCACCUGGGAAGUGUAAAUAUAAGCCUCUUCUGGUGAAGACGAGAUCAAAACUAACUCCAUUUGUUCCGCAAGAGAGAACCGUUCUGGAAAUUCUUAGUGAAGAAUAUAAACCACGCUGGACGCCACCCAAGGUGGUACCCAAAGUGCCCAAAGUGCCCAAAACAAUAACUAAACCGCCUUUACGAGUGACUUCUGCCAUGAAAGCCGCCACUACUAGCUUUAAAACUACCACUAAAUCCCCAGUGAGGACGACAACCGCAAAGAAACCCAAGACCACCAGAUCCCCCAGGCCGGUGUCCAAGAAGCCUCCCAAGAUUUCCAAAACGACAACAACUAGACCCCCGGUAAUAAAAUCUCCGACAAAAAAACCCUCGCCUCCCAAACGUGCGCCGAUCCCAACGACUCGCUCGCCUCUGAAACCCCCAAUGAAGAACGAUGUCGUAGAGCCGGCCAUAAUCCAGAAGGAGAAACCGAAGGACACGUCCAAGAAAAAAGACUCCACGCCAAAACCCUCAAAGGAGAAGAAGAAAACCAAAAAGCCAAAGUUAACACCAGGAUCUCCGACCAAAAAACUCACUAAAAAAGACGCUAAAAAAAAACCUAGAGAGAGCUGAUGAAAUAUUUUCUACCAGAUCAGAUACUGAACAAAAAACUGUUUUUUAUUGAUGUAUUUUGAUGAAUUAA